GCCGAUUUGCAGAAACAGCGGAUGCUCUCCAUAUUACACACCUUAACCCUCCAAUAAGUCAGCAGCAACACUAACAACAACACGCUCCCGUCCCUUCCUUCUACUCCCUCAUAGUCUUUCUUUCCCUUAUCCUGUUCCUCAUUCCCGGUCCUCGCUGCUUAAAGUUGUCAUUCCUACAGUAUCAGGUCUUUUGAUACAGACAUCUUCAGGUGCUACACCCAGCACAAUGACCUCUCCUCCCCCUCACCCUCAAAGGCUCAUCAAAAUUAUCGUUAUCUCAGAUUAUAUCUGUGCAUUUUGCUACAUCGGUAACAAGGAGCUGCGUGAUGCUAUCGAACAGUGUUCAGAUCUCCCCGUGAAGUUUGACGUCGAGUUCCGGCCUUUCACUCUCGUGCACUGUCCAGAAGGCAAACCUAUCCCACGCAAGGCCUAUCUUGAGAAGAAGUUUGGCCCGGAGCAGGCAGAUAUGUCCUGGAAAGUCGUCGGGUCGAUGGCGCAGGCAGCCGGGCUCAAGAUCAAAGACGAAGGACUCAUGUGUCAAUCUGCAAACGCCCACCGUCUUUCAGUCAAAGCGUACCAGACGGGCGGACAGGAAAUGCAGCAGAAGGUUGUAGCAACGCUCUUUGAGGCCAGCUUCGUGGAGAGUCAAGAUCUUAGUAACCUGGAUAUCCUGGCAGACCUGGCGGCAAAGGCGGAGCUGAUGGACCGGGAACAGGCAGUGGAGUUCCUUCAAUCAGACGAAUGUAAAGAGGACGUAGAGAAGAUGAUUGCGGCGGCCAAAGCUAAUGGUGUUAUUGGGGUUCCGUUCAUAAUCAUAAAUGGGAAGUGGGCGCUAAACGGCGUCCAGUCAACCCAGUGUUACAUACAGAUCUUCCGGAAAUUGGCGAAGUGUACGGAAUUAUGCUGUACACACUCCUCUCCGACCGUACCAUCUGCUGCUCCUGGUAAACUUUUACAAAAGGUCGCCGCCCCAUCAGCUGUAGUCGAUACUGCAGAAUCAUAACGGUUUUUCACCCAUUUUAUCUCCGGUUGCUGAGGUCGCCCUAUUUUCCCUCAUAUAAACUCUAUCCUCCGAGCUCGUCAAGUUUGAGCUUCACUGUCUUUGAUUCGUCUCUUUGUUAUCUAGUGGGCUGCGUCAGGCUGCCUACCACUGCUAUGCUGGGUGGAUGUACUUUUGGCCUACCAACAUUGUCAUCAUCACGCCCACGUUGCGUUCAUGUCUGUUUAGCUGUUUCUUAUACAUUGUUUUUUUAUUCGCAUAUCAGUCCACCCGUUGAUCAACCACUGUC
Molecule: messenger RNA, 1289 nt
Organism: Serpula lacrymans var. lacrymans S7.9
Lineage: Eukaryota; Fungi; Basidiomycota; Agaricomycetes; Boletales; Serpulaceae
Exons: 6
Coding region: 227-1003 (258 amino acids)
Molecular function (GO): oxidoreductase activity
Source: RefSeq, a predicted model, not a curated record